This is a messenger RNA of Pteropus alecto (black flying fox), 4712 nucleotides long. It is a transcript of the gene ZNF7, whose product is annotated as zinc finger protein 7. The record is from RefSeq and is a predicted model, not a curated record. Bases 774 to 2873 code for a protein of 699 amino acids. Lineage: Eukaryota; Metazoa; Chordata; Mammalia; Chiroptera; Pteropodidae. Gene Ontology annotation, molecular function: DNA-binding transcription factor activity; RNA polymerase II cis-regulatory region sequence-specific DNA binding. Gene Ontology annotation, biological process: regulation of transcription by RNA polymerase II. The transcript is spliced from 10 exons.
GGUUCGGAAGUCUGGCCAGCCAGCGGCUCUCCCACCGCGGGAUCGUCGUGUGGGCGGGCCCUGGAGGAGGGUGGCGGGCGCCCCGCCCUCACGGAGGCCUCCCCAAGACGUUCGAAGACGGCGCCGCGAACUUCACGACAGUGCGGAGUUUCCUGGCCCCCGGCCAGCAGGCGCUGUACAGGGACGCGAUGCUGCAGGGCUACGUGCAGGCGGCUUCUGUGAGACGCCUGUUGGUCCUGGCGUUGGGCUCAGAGACAAGCCUGCCUCUUCCACCAGCUGCAUCGGGGAGUAGCUUCCUUUCCAAAUGUGAGGCUUUCCUGUUGCCAGACCAGCGAUGAUCUCCCUCUUGGAGCAAGGGGUGAAGCCAGGGGCAUCGGUUGUGCAGCUGGCUGACAAGCAAGCGAACAAGCAACCAAGGCCAGCCAGCCCAGGUUCUGGCCCCGGCUCCGCCCCCCUGGGCUCUGUCCUCUCCUUCUCGCUCUGGCCCCGCCCCACCUCCGGCGCCCUGCGGACCACCGAGACGGCCGAGCCUCCAGGCCGCCCAGAACGGCCGGAAAGUCUGUGGGACGGAGCCGACGCGAGCAUCGGGGCCCGUUUCCGGCGUCGCCGCGCGUUUCGAUCCACCCGCGGUCCUCGGGGACGAUUGCUUCACGAAGGCAGAGUGCUUGCGCGUUCACUGCUGCAUCCUCAUUGCUUAGUCCAGCACCUGGCACGCGUAGCAACCACCUCUUUAGUAUUGUGGUACGAGUCACAAAUGCCACAGGCUCUGAAAGAUGAAGGAAGCCUCGGAGCAGACGCCCAAGUGCUGUGGCCUCUUUGCCCCCACCCUCUAUGUCCCUGCUAGAGAACAUCUGGGGGUGGAGGUUUCUUGGCUAGGACGCGUGGAUGCUCCCCAGCCGAGCCUCAUGGAGGCUGUGACGUUUGGUGAUGUGGCUGUGCACUUCUCGCGGGAGGAGUGGCAGUGUCUGGACCCUGGCCAGAGGGCCCUCUACAAGGAGGUGAUGCUGGAGAACCACAGCAGUGUGGCCGGACUAGCAGGAUUUCUGGUCUUCAAGCCUGAGCUGAUCUCCCGGCUGGAGCAGGGGCAGGAGCCGUGGGUCCUCGACCUGCAGGGAGCAGAGAGGAGAGAGGCACCAAGGACCCCCCAGACAGGCUUUGCAAAUAGCACUGAGAGCGAGCGGGCCUGUGAGGACAUGGACGGUCCACAGUCAGAAUCCCAUGCAGCGAAAGUCAGAGUCCCCUCACAGGGUCUCCCUCCGAGUUCUGCCACUGGAGACGCCUCUGGUUCUGGGGCCUGGCCAGAGCAUCAGCCAAGCUCCCUCUUCCAGAGACAGCGCGUGCACUCGGGGACUGUGGCUCCCAGGACGCCCUUCACUGAGGAGGGCACGCAGGGGCCUGGCGUGCUGGGCGGUCUGCCUGGCAGAGGUCGAGGGGGGACAGCAGAGGGGGUGGCCUGGAGGUGUGCGGUGUGUGGCAGGAUGUCCACAUCGGAUGUCGGUCUGCCUCGGGCCGAGCUUCCCAGGUGUCGGGACUGCCAGACAAAGGUCUGUGGCUGCCCGCAGGGCCCACCCCGGAGCGCCUGCGGUGGCGAGAAGCCGUACGCCUGCGCGGAGUGCGGGAAGGUCUUCAGGCUGUGCUCGCAGCUCAGUCAGCAUCAGAGGAUCCACACCGGGGAGAAGCCGUUCAAGUGCGGCGAGUGUGGCAAGGCCUUCCGCCUGAGCUCCAAGCUCAUCCAGCACCAGCGCGUGCACACGGGCGAGAAGCCCUACCGGUGCUCCGAGUGCGGCAAGGCCUUCGGCCAGAGCUCCAGCCUCAUCCACCACCAGCGCGUGCACACGGGGGAGCGGCCCUACGGCUGCCCCGAGUGCGGCAAGGCCUUCAGCCAGCAGUCCCAGCUGGUCAGGCACCAGCGGACGCACACGGGCGAGCGGCCCUACCUGUGCCAGGAGUGCGGCAAGGCCUUCAGCCAGAGCUCGGCGCUAGCGCAGCACCAGCGGGUGCACGCGGGGGAGCCCCCGCCGGGCCCCAGGCCCCUGGGCGGUGCCGGCCUGGCCACGCGGCCGGGCGUGCGUGCCGCUGAGAAGCCGUUCCGGUGCGACGAGUGUGGAAAGGCGUUUCGGUGGGUCUCCCGCCUCAGUCAGCACCGGCUGACACACACCGGCGAGAAGCCGUACAAGUGCAACAAGUGCGCCAAGGCCUUUGGGUGCAGCUCGCGGCUCAUCCGCCAUCAGAGGACUCACACCGGGGAGAAGCCGUUCAAGUGCGACGAGUGCGGCAAGGGCUUCGUGCAGGGCUCACACCUGAUCCAGCACCGGCGCAUCCACACGGGUGAGAAGCCGUACGCGUGCGCCGACUGCGGCAAGGCCUUCAGCCAGAGCUCCAGCCUCAUCUACCACCAGCGCAUCCACCGCGGGGAGCGGCCGUACGGCUGUGCCGAGUGCGGCAAGGCCUUCAGCAUGAGCACUCAGCUCACCAUCCACCAGCGCGUGCACACGGGCGAGCGGCCCUACAACCAUUAUAUUUGUCAGAUCAUCCACGCCGGCGUGAAGCCCUACGGCUGCGGCGACUGCGGCAAAGCCUUCAGCCGGAGCUCCUACCUCAUCGAGCACCAGCGCAUCCACACCCGGGCCCAGUGGUGCCACGAGUACGGGAGCGCCCUGGAGGGCUCCGCCCCUGCCGGCCGGAGGAAGGUCGGCACCGCCAAGAAGCUGCACAGGUGUGACCAGUGCGAGAAGAUAUUCCGGUGGCGCUCACACCUGGUCAUACAUCAGAGGAUCCACACCGGAGAGAAGCCUUACAAGUGUAACGAGUGUGGCAAAGCCUUCAACCGCAGCUCGAGGCUCACGCAGCACCAGAAGACGCACGUGGGCUAGGCCCCGCCCUCCGUGCGGCACGAAGCCACCCUCAGCCUCGACUCUAGUGACACGGACUCAGUGCGAUCUGGACUCGCAGUGGGCAUACUUGCUGAAUGUGCAACCUCGUCCCAUUCAGCCAAGCCUAUGUCACACCUCGCUGCGCACGUGCAGCCCCUGGCUCACGGAGGGAGGUCACCCAGUGUCUUCCUCCAGCCCCAGCUCCUCGGUGGGCAUCAGGGUGAGCACUUGUGAGCGCGCGUUUGCGGAAGUGCAGAGAGGAGGGCCGAGAACCCUUCUUGCUGCUUCACCUGCCCCUCCUCUGUAAACCUCAUCCCCAUCAGAGCCACCCAAGGUCACAGGGCCCCGGCGCCAGCUUCUUCAUAGACGCUGGUCAGUGCAGGUCCGUUUAAGGAGCUCAGAUUUGAUCUAUGACUUUGGGACAUCACGUACCCUCCCUGGAACCCAGAGCCUGCUGCCUGAGUGCUGCUCCAGGGUAGUUUUAAGAACCACACUGCCGGGAGGCUUCCCUGUGUCACCCCUCGCUGAGACCCAGACCCUGGUCACCGCUCACAGUAGUCCACAGACGCCACCCAGGGGCCAGGGCGUGUCUCAUUCACACUGUUUGCCCAGUUUCCUCAAAAGCCUCCUCCCACCCAGGCUGCUAGGCUGGGAGUCUGGCUGAAGGCACAGUUGGUAGGGCCACAUCUGUCCCCUCGCCUCAGGCACCACGGGCGCUGAGAAACAGCGCGCAGAUUGCUGGGAGCAGGUAGGGUGAGGGUGUUACCUCACCCCUCCACUCUUUUUUGCCAACUCAGCCUAGAGAAGUGACCAAAGUAAUGAGUCACAGCUACCUGGCAUUCGUGGCACGCGCAGUAGAGUGUACAGGGACUGCAGCCUGAGGUUUUCUUGGCCGAACUUGAGUCUUCACAUGGGUUAGCCACCCUGGCCAACCUAACCGGCAGACUGGGACCACGUCUACUCACUGUCUCACGAGCCUCUGAUUAUAGGUCACGAAGCCGCAGCGUGAGGCUGACCUGCCUCACUGACCCUGGCCCUGCCCAGGGUCCUUGACUCACCUACUGUGAACAAGCUCCAGGCUGGAGUCCCUCACACAGACCACUGCCCAGUACUACCCCCUCGGGACCAGCCAGUCCUUGGUAUCAUCACAGUAAGCACAGCGGCUAGAGAUACAACCCGAUGAAGACUCCCAUUUUUCCCACAUGCAAACAGGUAGCCCAGAGGGCACAGGUCACUUCAGCAUCUAUUGCAGCACUCGACUAGGGUCACUCACACUGGUUUGACAGGUCUCCGAGACCUUGCAGACUGUCACCAUGCAUGGCACAGCCCAUAGCCAACCAUGGCUUUGUAUCAGGCACAGCGAGUGAUGGUCCCUGCAUCUGCACCAGAGGGUUCCAGGCCUGUCCGGUGGCAUUGGAAGCAGCAGAGUUCAAGACCCCGAGUCCCGUGCGUUUCUGUUCCCAGCACGUGGAUGGGAGUCAGCCCCACAGCAGGUCAGCCUGAGCGCCUACUGCCGCUUAGCUCGCCGCUGCAGCUCUCUGUGGUCGUCCGCAGACUUGGCGCGGGCGCCGUGAAAUCUACAUGCCCACUUCAGUCGCAGUGACUGUGCCCUCCAGCUGUCCUUGUGCCACCCAGAACAUGUCCAGAAGGGCCAGUACAAGAGGACCAGGGACCUCUGUAAGUUGUGCAGAGGUGACACGUACUGUGUUUCCGCCUCAGCUGCUGUGCUCAGCCAGGUGGCCAGCACCUGCGCUCCUGGACCGGGGGAGCCGCACCUGAAUGGGCUGGAAGUUUCUUAGGUCAUCCAACAGUGGGACGAGAGUCAAGGUCCUGAGUGGA